Messenger RNA from Penicillium concentricum, 966 nucleotides. Its product is annotated as ADP-ribosylglycohydrolase family protein. The record is from RefSeq and is a predicted model, not a curated record. The transcript is spliced from 3 exons. Lineage: Eukaryota; Fungi; Ascomycota; Eurotiomycetes; Eurotiales; Aspergillaceae. Bases 1 to 966 code for a protein of 321 amino acids.
AUGUCUCCAUCCUUGGAAUCUCGUGCCAAAGGCGCUAUCUGGGGCGUCUGCGUAGCCGAUGCCCUCGGUGGCCCCGUACAAUUCCGAGACGCAGGAACCUUUGAGCCGAUCACAACCUUGAGAUAUGUAGCGCCCUUUGAUCAACCAGCUGGAUCCUAUUCCGACGACGGAUCUAUGACUCUAGCCUUGGCAUGCUCCUUCUCUAAAUCCGAUAUGCAAUACAACCAUACACUGUCAAUCCAAUACUUUGUCGAGUGGCUGACCAACGGCCAUUUCAGCACUGUCAAUCACUCAUGGGAUGUAGGACGCUCCACUCGUACCUCCCUGAGGCAGUGGAUUAAGUAUGGCAUAGAGGAAGGUGAUUUCGAACUUGCCCAGGCGAUGGUAAUUGAUAGAUUGAAUUACGAGGAGUUCUCUGGGAAUGGGAGCUUGAUGAGGAUCGUCCCGAUUGGGGUUGUCUACUGGCACGAUUCUACAUUGGCUCGGGAAGUCGCCAGAAGACAUAGCCAGAUCACACAUCCUUCGCUCGCGUGUGUGGAAGCCUGUGAAGUGUAUACGGAAUUGGUGUGCAAGGUUAUGAAUGGCCAAACAAAGAAGCAGCUCUUCCAUGCGCUCUCUGUGUUUCCAUUUACUCACCCUGCUCUGAAGGAGCGCAUGUCAUUGUACAGGUACAGAACAAUCAGCGACUGGAAAAUCAAGGCGCCUGGCGAUAUGACUAGUAGUGGAUGGGUUGUUGAUACACUUGAAUGUGCCAUGUGGGCAUUCUUCAAGUAUGAAACCUGGAAGGAUGGGGCUUUGGCAGUUGUCAAUCUGGGUGGUGACUCAGAUACUGCGGGGGCUGUUUAUGGAGGUCUUGCGGGUUCGUUCUAUGGGUUUGACUCUAUUCCUAGUGAAUGGGUGGCCGGGAUGCAGAAUAAAGGAUUUAUUGGAAGUAUUGCUGACACAUUGUCUGAUGGGAUCGCUUGA